Messenger RNA from Sander lucioperca (pikeperch), 3481 nucleotides. RefSeq names its product protein kinase C, iota (gene prkci). Gene Ontology annotation, biological process: protein phosphorylation. The coding region runs from base 1 to 1767 and encodes 588 amino acids. The transcript is spliced from 18 exons. Gene Ontology annotation, molecular function: ATP binding; protein binding; protein serine/threonine kinase activity. The record is from RefSeq and is a predicted model, not a curated record. Lineage: Eukaryota; Metazoa; Chordata; Actinopteri; Perciformes; Percidae.
AUGAUGCCGACGUUGCGGGACAGCACCAUGUCCCAUCCCGGCGAGAAUUCCCACCAAGUCCGGGUGAAAGCGUAUUAUAAAGGGGACAUCAUGAUCACUCAUUUUGAGCCGUCCAUCUCAUACGAGGGUCUGUACGGGGAGGUUAAGGACAUGUGCUCCAUGGACAACGACCAACUCUUCACCAUGAAGUGGAUCGACGAGGAAGGUGACCCCUGCACCGUGUCGUCUCAGCUGGAGUUGGAAGAAGCUCUGCGUCUCUACGAAGUCAACAAAGACUCGGAGCUCAUUAUCCAUGUGUUCCCAUGUAUACCAGAGAAACCUGGCAUGCCAUGUCCGGGAGAAGACAAGUCUAUAUAUCGGCGUGGAGCCCGGCGCUGGAGAAAGCUCUACUAUGCCAGUGGUCACGCCUUUCAGGCCAAGCGCUUUAACAGGCGAGCCCACUGUGCCAUCUGUACAGACCGGAUCUGGGGUCUGGGAAGACAAGGCUACAAAUGCAUCAACUGCAAACUGCUGGUGCACAAGAAGUGCCAUAAACUGGUCACAGUGGAGUGUGGCAGACCGAUGAUCCAGGAACCAAUCAUGCCCGGCCAACCAUCGAGUCAAUUAGACCAAACUGAACAGCCAGGCCCUCAGAAUAAAGACUCAAGAGAAAGCUUGACUUACGAUGGAGAAGAGAAAGAGGCGCGGAGCAGUAGAGACACAGGAAAAUCGCCUUCCAGCCUGGGCCUGGCAGACUUUGAUCUGCUGAGGGUGAUCGGCCGAGGCAGCUACGCCAAGGUGCUAUUGGUGCAGCUGAAGAAGACGGAGCGCAUCUAUGCCAUGAAGGUGGUGAAGAAGGAGCUGGUCAAUGACGAUGAGGACAUUGACUGGGUCCAAACAGAAAAGCAUGUUUUCGAGCAGGCCUCCAAUCAUCCCUUCCUGGUCGGCCUCCACUCCUGUUUUCAGACAGAAAGCAGACUUUUCUUUGUUAUUGAAUAUGUGAACGGUGGAGAUCUCAUGUUCCACAUGCAGAGACAAAGGAAACUCCCCGAAGAACACGCCAGAUUCUACUCGGCAGAGAUCAGUCUGGCGCUCAACUACCUCCACGAGCGGGGAAUCAUCUACAGAGAUCUGAAGCUGGACAACGUGCUGCUGGACUCUGAGGGACACAUCAAGCUUACAGACUACGGCAUGUGCAAGGAGGGCUUGAGACCCGGCGAUACAACAAGCACUUUCUGUGGUACCCCCAAUUACAUUGCCCCCGAAAUACUAAGAGGAGAGGAUUACGGAUUUAGUGUGGACUGGUGGGCGCUGGGCGUGCUGAUGUUCGAGAUGAUGGCGGGCCGGUCGCCCUUUGACAUCGUCGGGAGCUCUGACAACCCAGACCAGAACACAGAAGACUACCUCUUCCAAGUAAUAUUGGAAAAACAGAUCCGAAUCCCCCGCUCUUUGUCAGUCAAAGCUGCCAGCGUUCUCAAGGGAUUCCUCAACAAGGAUCCCAAGGAGCGUCUAGGCUGCCACCCUCAGACAGGCUUUGCCGACAUCAUGGGCCAUCCAUUCUUUCGAAACGUCGACUGGGACCUUCUGGAGCAGAAGCAGGUGGUCCCUCCUUUCAAGCCCAACAUCUCAGGGGAAUUCGGACUGGACAACUUUGACGCCCAGUUCACCAACGAGCCCAUCCAGCUCACGCCUGAUGAUGAUGAUGUGGUCAAGAAGAUCGACCAGUCUGAGUUUGAAGGAUUCGAGUACAUCAACCCACUCCUGAUGUCAGCGGAGGAGUGUGUGUGAGGGAACGCGACGUCUGUGCUCAUACACACCUCCCACACACACACACACACACACACACACACACACACACACACACACACACACACACACACAAUCAUGCACGUGUUACGUGGCGUCUCAGUGUCUUCAAGCUGCAUGGUUACGAGACAACCCGGCGACAUCAACCUUCUGUUCGAGGGCUGCACAUGCACAGCAGAACGCUUUUUUUUGCCAAAACCAGUCUCACACUCUGCCAUUUAUAACCACUUGCCCUUAAGCCUACCUUCUUUUUUAAUUAUUUUUAUAUCAUGUAAAUCUGCACUGAUAUCGAUUUUCUCAUUGGGGUCUCUUUAUCGGGAGCCAACGAGGCUACAGAGUCCUUAAAGGUUGCUGUACACAGGGGCAGGGGAUGAGGCACAGCCCCUGACAGAUUGACUGAACAUCCUCUCCUUCCAGCUGGUCGGGUGUUUUCAAUGCUUAUUUUAUUUGUAUAUAUAUGAAUCUACUAUAAAUGUUAGACAAGGCCUUUUCAGCUUCAAGCCACAGUCGGACAAAACUACUUUAUCAACAACUUUAUCAUAAAGUCAUUUUGGAUUUAGCUUUGUUGCAACACCCCGUCUGUAGAGGAAAGAAGAAUCAUAACACUAGCCUUUAAAAAAAAACAAAAAGAUAAAAAUAUAUAUAUUUUUUUUUUAAUUUAACAACAUGAUUAUAGAUGUUGUUCUAAUGUGUUACCAGUCCAGCCUGAGUAUCAGAACCUAAAAGGUUCAGGCUUUGUUGUUUAGAUGAAUACACAACAUCUGGAAAACAGAAGGUGUCUGCUUCAAGUCCCAUCUUCCCAGAAUGAAGGAACGUAUACAGCAGCAUCACACAACACUAAUAAUGAGUUAAUACUAUUAAACUGUGAAUGAAAGUGUUCGCUAUGCAGGGAAAUGGGCUGGAAGAGAAGCACAUCAUACCUGAACGCUGGAGCACAGGUUAAAUUUUGCUGUGCAGACCAUCCAUGAAAUAUACAUUUACACAGGACCAAAAAAAAAAUGUCUGGCUGGUAUGAAUUAAAAGGUACAGUAUACAUAAGGAAGAUGUGCUGUCCCAUUUAUAUAUUCAGAUUUUUUUUCUCCUGUUUAAUACUAUGCCUUUUCUGAAACGUCAUCUUUUUUUGGUACUUUCUCCAUUCCAUGUAUGUCUUUCAUUGUAAAUCAAAAUACGAAGUGAUUGUUAAAAUGAGAGCUCGUUCAGAAGUCCAAAGCCUCAACGCAGUACCUACUGUAAACUGUGUCUGCUGUGCUCCAUUUUUAUCGUAUCUAUCAUAACCUGAAUUAGAUAUUUUGUAAAACUGCUAAAAAGCAUAUAAAGUAAAGGCUCUGUAGAGCAGCUCUCUACCCACUGACUGUAACGACACUAAGUGACGGUGCAUGAACCUCCAGACUCUCAUCCAGUCAAAGCUUCUCUCUACUUGGAAAAUGUUUUUGGAUACCGUGGUGACCGGAGGAACUCAUUCAUCUGUUACACUUGUUACUUUAUCUUUUUUGUGAAUCCGAUUUUUAAUUUUGAAUCUUUUUUUUUUUUUUAUCACUACAUUGAUUCCAAAAUGUUACUGGGUGAACCCAAUGGGAACUUUAUUUGUUGUGUUUGGGAUGUUUACCACCCAGAGGACUCUGCUGACGUUUAUUAUUAGUGUGCGAGGAUAAAACACAGACAGUAAAAUAAACAUUUUAUUUCUCUUGUGGUAAUA